GUGUUGGUCUUAAUGACCAUUCAUUCAUUUUGUGUUUCUUGGUAAGACUUUCUUUGGCUAUUUACAGUGCGUUAACGCCAUCUAUUGGCCACUUGCAGUAACGGCAGGUUUUGGUGUAUGGUUUCUAUUUCCGAUGGUACUCUCGUUUUGAACGAGUUUUGUGUUCAGUCUUCCAGACCAAGUUGCGCUCUGUGUUGUGUCAAUUCCUCUUACAAGUUUCUUCAAACCCCGCACAGUCGUGUUUCCCACGGGGGCAAUGCCGUUUUACAGCUUGUUUUUGCACUGCCGUGUGUAAAAUAAAGGAGAGGAGAAAAAGACCUCGGGAUAAAGCAGCAUCUCUCUUCUUUGUUCACCUCACCUGGCUGUUUAUACGCGCUGGAUAACUAAAUACGCAAACGUUUAGCGAGGCCAGUACAGUAAAACGGCAGACCCUCGCCUGUCAAGAAGAAGACAGAACUUCAACUGCAUGUGACUUGCCGAGACGUGUCCCCUGCUCCAUAAGACAUGGAUUCUCCGACCGAAAUGCAACUUCCCUCUGGUGUGACUGAAGUAGAAGCCGGUGACUGGGAGGUGAGAUCAGAGCUACUUGCAUCAGGCCCUGUUCGUACGCCGUCCCAACACGGAUCAACAUGCAGCUCUCGAAGGAGCACCGUGCUAGCAACCGCUAAAGCCAAAGCUCAAGCAGCAAGAACCAAAGCAGCCUUUUCUGAAAGGGAAAUGGCACUGAAACUUCAGAAAGCUGAAUCAGAACUACAAACUGCCAAAGCAGAAGCCGAAUUAGAGGCAUUGCGGUGUAGAAAAGAAAUGGAGGCUGCAAUAGCUGAAGCAGCAGCUCUUCAAGCAGAAUUAGAUGACGACAACAGCCUCGGGGAACCGGGGUCAGAACUGAACCAAAGGUAUUUCUCUGCACGCAACGUGCCACCGCAGAGAGACAUAAAGCAAGAAAGCUAUAAUAUUUCGCCCAACCUGCAUAGCCACCUGCCUCCACCAGCAUGUCCUCCAACGCAGCCAGCCAUAAGACCUCCAGCACAGCAUCCAGUGACAUCGCCUGCACAGCUACCGACACAUCCACCAGCAGAGUCCCUGAGACCGACACCAGCUCCAAGACAGUUGCCACCGCCGUCACAGGUACCACUACAGCCACAGCAGCCAUCCAUGCCACCUGCUAGUCCGUAUUACAUGCCACUCCAAGCCAGCAACCAAGCAUGGCAGAGAGGAAAAGACUAUGGGCUACCCAGUCCUGCUCCACACCCUACCUCGUCUCGUCACACGCCUGCCCAAGAUGGACACAGCUCCCCGACUGCUGACCUGGCGAAGCUCAUCGCUAGAAACCAGAUCGUCUCCACAGGGCUGACGCAGUUCGACGAUAAGGCAGAGAAUUACUGGGCAUGGAAAGCUUCAUUCUGCAAUGCCAUAGACAAUAUAGGCUUGUCGGUAGCAGAAGAGACUGACCUUCUGAUUAAAUGGCUCGGCAAAGAGUCGUCCGAGCAAGCACGCAGGCUCAGAGCAGCCUACAUCAGAGACCCCCAGGGUGGCCUCCAAGCCAUCUGGCAGCGCAUUGAAGAGUGCUAUGGCACCCCUGAAGCCAUCGAAGGGGCGCUGUUUGCCAGGCUGGAAAGCUUCCCGAAAAUCUCCAACAAAGAGCCGUUCAAGCUACGUGACUUAGCCGACCUGCUACAGGAACUGUACGCAGCAAAGCAGGAUGGAUUUCUUCCAGGACUAACUUACCUUGACACUGCUAGGGGAGUAGCCCCAAUCGUAGAAAAGCUCCCGUAUAAUCUACAGGAGAAGUGGAUGUCCUACGGCUCUCAGAUAAAGCAACAGCAACAGAUUCCCUUUCCCCCAUUCAGUGUGUUCGUCAACUUCAUCCAGAACCAAGCCAAAGCAAGAAACGAUCCCAGUUUCAGAAUCACCAUGCCACCUCUGCCUGCCACAAAUAGAGACAAACCCAAAGGCAUCCAGAGUAGAGUCAACCAGCCUGUAGCAGUCCACAAGACUCAAGUCGCCGAGUCCAACCAGAAAGAAUGUCAGAGCAUCAAGCACGUCGAAGCCCUCCACCCAGGUCCAUCACCAUGGAAAGCAAAGCCACCCCCACCUACGUCAGAGAACGGCAGGGAGGGCAGUGAGAACCAGCAGCUUCCAGAGACAGUCUCCUCCAAGUGCACUGAGGUAUGCGAAUUCUUUGAGAUGUUCAGCGACAAUAGCACUCCAUCUUCGUACAUGCUCAAGACGUGUGCGGGCAGCAUAGAGACUUCUGGAAGGAGAGCCUGUGGCUACAUGCUGGAGUCACUGGAUGAGAAGACCUGCGUCCCUCUCCCUGUCCUCAUUGAAUGCAAUGAACUCCCGAACAACAGUGCCCAGAUACUGCUGUUGCUAGGGAGAGACAUUUUGAGUAUACACAAGAUCAGAAAACAGAUCAACGGCCCCGACAAUGCCCCAUUCGCUCAAAAGCUAGAUAUAGGCUGGGUGGUGAUCGGCGAUGUGUGCCUCGGCACAGCGCACCGCCCCUCCUCAGUCACUUCCCUCAAAACAUGUGUCUUGGGAGAUGGCCGCCCCAGCUACCUCACACCCUGCUCCAGUCACCUGCGUGUGAAAGACCCUCCACACAGCCACUCAGUCCUUCAUGAUCUUCCAUCUCAGCAAGCCGCUGCCCACACUGCUCCUCUGCUGCACAGGGACGACCUGGAGUCCUCCGUCUUCCACUGCACCGACAAAGAUCACCAACCUGCUCCAUCCAUCGACGACCUCAACUUCCUGAAGAUCAUGGAUACUGAGGUAUGUCAAGAUAGCACUCAAAGCUGGGUCGCACCCCUACCUUUUCGGACUCCGAGAGAACGUCUGCCAAACAACAGAGACUAUGCCAUGAAAAGACUCAAGUCAGUCUGCCACACACUAGAGAAGAAACCUGCCAUGAAAGAACAUUACAUGCAGUUCAUGCAAAAGAUGAUUGACAGUCAGCAUGCAGAGAUUGCCCCAGUCCUCCGAGAAGGACAAGAAAGCUGGUAUUUGCCAUCCUUCGGCAUCUACCAUCCCAAGAAACCCGAACAGAUUCGAAUAGUGUUCGAUUCAAGUGCUCAGUAUGAAGGGAUUUCACUGAACAAUGUCCUGCUCAAAGGCCCAGAUCUGAACAAUGACCUGUUAGGCGUCCUCAUCAGGUUCAGAAAAGAGAAAAUUGCUGUGACUGCAGAUAUUCAACACAUGUUUUACUGCUUUGUAGUCAAGGAGGAGCACAGAGACUACCUGAGGUUUCUGUGGUUCCGCGACAACAACUGGGACAGUGACAUUGUGGACUACAGAAUGCGUGUGCAUGUGUUUGGCAACACACCGUCUCCUGCCGUAGCAAUCUACUGCCUCAGGAGAGCAGCGAAAGAAGCAGAAUCUGAAUUUGGCUCUGAUGUCAGAGCAUUCAUUGAGAGAGACUUUUAUGUUGACGAUGCUCUUAAGUCAUUUGCAACAGAGUCCGAGGCCAUAAGCGUGGUGAAGAGGGCACAGGAGUCGCUCUCCCACAACAGCCUCCGGUUGCACAAGAUCACGUCAAACAGUGCAGCUGUCAUGGCUGAAUUCCCCCCUGAAGACCGUGCAAGCAGCAUCAAAGACCUGGACUUUGCCACUGAUAACGUCCCCAUGCAGCGCAGCCUGGGUAUCAGCUGGAACAUAGUCACAGACACAUUCACCUUUCAAGUACAGCGAGACGACAAGCCUUUCACACGCAGAGGCGUGCUCUCAACCAUAAACAGCAUCUUCGACCCGCUCGGUUUUCUCUCACCCGUCACCAUACAGGGGAGAUCGUUGCUGAGAGAGCUGACCAUGGAAAACGGUGAAUGGGACUCGCCGUUACCUGGACACCUACAAGCAGAGUGGGUGAGAUGGAAGUCCUCCCUACAAUGCCUUCAAGACAUACAGAUCCCCCGCUGCUACACAUCUCUCUCCACCUCUGCAGCAAGCGCGAGAGAGUUGUGUGUGUUUGCGGAUGCUUCAACCAAAGCAAUCGCAGCAGUUGCCUACCUGAAGGUGACCGAUGAAGAUGAACGCUCCGAAAUUGGAUUCGUGCUUGGCAAAGCAAAGCUGGCACCAGUGAAAGAGACCACAAUCCCCAGACUCGAACUCUGCGCAGCAGUCCUUGCUGUUGAGAUAGCUGAGACUGUUGUGAGUAGCAUGGUCUCACACAUGAACUCUGUCACUUUCUAUUCUGACAGCAAAGUCGUGUUAGGUUAUAUUAACAAUGAGCAGAGAAGAUUUUAUGUUUAUGUAAGCAAUAGGGUCCAACGCAUCAGACAAGCAACAUCACCCCAACAGUGGAAGUAUGUCCCCACAGAGCUCAACCCGGCCGAUCAUGGCUCCAGAUCAGUUGCCGCUGCAUCAUUGAGAGACACCAAUUGGCUGACCGGACCCGCCUUCCUUUCUGGUAAGCCUCCAGCUGAUCAUCCGUCACUGUUUGAUCUAGUUGACCCAGAGUUAGACUCUGAGAUCAGACCUCAGGUCGCAGUACUAGUCACUGAAACCACACAGCUCAGCUUAGGAACUGAGCGCUUCGAGCGUUUCUCAAAGUGGACUUCUGUGUUAAGAGCACUUGCGGUCUUGAUUCACAUAGCACAGUGUUUCAGGCAAACGGACAAAGACAACAUAUGCAGAGGGUGGCAUACCUGUAAGAAAGCAAUCACGCCAGAGAACCUGGAAAAAGCAAAGAAACUACUGAUCAAGAACAUGCAACAGGAAAGAUAUCCUAGUGAAUUUAGCAACAUUCAGAGUAAGUCAGACAUUCCAAAACGGAACAACAUUGCAAAGCUGCGCCCAGUGGUUGACAGCUGCGGACUUCUCAGAGUGGGAGGACGCAUCACACAGUCUGGCCUUGAGAUAAACCGCACCAAUCCUCUCAUCGUCCCAGCUCAGCAUCACCUAACGACUCUCCUUGUGCGCCACCAUCAUGAGCAGGUAAAACACCAGGGCAGACACUUCACAGAGGGGGCCAUCAGGGACGCUGGACUGUGGCUGGUGGGCGGAAAGAGGUGUAUCAGAGGCACCCUGUCCCGGUGUGUCACCUGCAGGAGACUGCGUGGCAAACAAGAGCAUCAGCUGAUGGCAGAUCUGCCUGCAGACCGGCUACAAGCUGCCCCACCGUUCACGUACGUCGGCUUGGAUGUGUUUGGUCCAUGGGAGGUCAUCAGCCGCCGGACGAGAGGUGGACAAGCAAACAGCAAAAGAGGCCCUGCUGCACAGAUUAGGUCUGACAGAGGCACUAACUUUACUGGUGCGUCAAAAGAACUGAAUCUGGAAGACGACGCAGACAUGCAACGUUACCUACAAGACCAGCAAUGCACAUGGAUUUUCAACCCCCCGCACGCCUCUCAUAUGGGAGGGGCCUGGGAGCGACUCAUCGGGGUGGCCCGUCGCAUCCUAGACUCCAUGUUCUUGCAGCAACGCUUCUCUUCAUUGACCCACGAGGUCCUCGUCACACUCAUGGCAGAGGUUUGUGCAGUCAUGAAUGCGAGACCCCUGCUGCCUGUGUCAACUGACCCCGAGAACCCCCUCAUACUCACCCCCUCCAUGCUUCUGACGCAAAAGACAGGAGCCCCAUCAUCGCCUCCACCUGACUUUGGCAAGGCAGAGAUCAUUCGUCACCAGUGGAAGCUGGUACAAUAUCUCGCAGAGACAUUUUGGCACAAAUGGCAACGUGAAUACCUGAGCACCCUGCAAAGUCGGGCCAAGUGGCAGGAAAAAAGGCCUAACUUGCAGGAAGGAGACAUCAUCUUGAUGAAAGACAAUGCAGUGCCAAGGAACCACUGGCCGAUGGCAGUGGUCAUCAAAACUUAUCCCAGCAGAGACAAUGUUGUCAGGACUGUAGAUAUCAGAGUGGUCCGCCAAGGCACUCCUAAAAUGUACAAAAGACCAGUAACUGAACUUGUCUUACUUUUCUCUCCUAGACAGGAUGUUACUUGUGUUUAAGUAAAGUGUGUGCAUCUAAAAAGUAAUAGGUGUGGUAUCCUUAAGAUACCAGGCAGGGAGUGUGUUGGUCUUAAUGACCAUUCAUUCAUUUUGUGUUUCUUGGUAAGACUUUCUUUGGCUAUUUACAGUGCGUUAACGCCAUCUAUUGGCCACUUGCAGUAACGGCAGGUUUUGGUGUAUGGUUUCUAUUUCCGAUGGUACUCUCGUUUUGAACGAGUUUUGUGUUCAGUCUUCCAGACCAAGUUGCGCUCUGUGUUGUGUCAAUUCCUCUUACAAGUUUCUUCAAACCCCGCACAGUCGUGUUUCCCACGGGGGCAAUGCCGGUGAGUAACGCUGUGUGUAAUAUAAGGUGUUUUAUAUUAGCCGUUUUCUUAAGGAAAUGAAUGUGUUGCUACGAAGUGUAGAUUCCUUUGUUUUCCAUGUAAUAGCGGCUCACGCUUAGUAGAAAACGAUGUAUGUGUUGCAUUUGGAUUUGGAAAUGAUUGGAAAAAGGCAAUAUGAGCUAAAAGGUACUUUUAUUUGUGUUUACAGUUUUACAGCUUGUUUUUGCACUGCCGUGUGUAAAAUAAAGGAGAGGAGAAAAAGACCUCGGGAUAAAGCAGCAUCUCUCUUCUUUGUUCACCUCACCUGGCUGUUUAUACGCGCUGGAUAACUAAAUACGCAAACGUUUAGCGAGGCCAGUACAGUU
Dicentrarchus labrax (European seabass) is the source of this 6631-nucleotide messenger RNA. RefSeq lists its product as uncharacterized. Lineage: Eukaryota; Metazoa; Chordata; Actinopteri; Moronidae. Bases 505 to 5943 code for a protein of 1812 amino acids. The transcript is spliced from 6 exons. Gene Ontology annotation, molecular function: nucleic acid binding. The record is from RefSeq and is a predicted model, not a curated record.